Cryptomeria japonica (Japanese cedar) is the source of this 921-nucleotide messenger RNA. Its product is annotated as disease resistance-like protein CSA1. The coding region runs from base 29 to 604 and encodes 191 amino acids. The transcript has 2 exons. The record is from RefSeq and is a predicted model, not a curated record. Gene Ontology annotation, molecular function: protein binding. NCBI's taxonomy places the organism in Eukaryota, Viridiplantae, Streptophyta, Pinopsida, Cupressales, Cupressaceae.
CGAAAUUAAUGAUGAUCAUCUUAAGUGUAUGAGCAAUUCCUUAAGAGUGUUAUAUUAUGAAGAUCGAUCGCAAAUAGCAUUCAGGGGGAAAUGUCAUAAGUCAUUUAAAGAACUCGGAUGCCUCCAAAUUCCGUAUGACAUUUCUGAGUUGCCAAUGGAGUUUGAGAAACUUGAGCAUCUUGUUUACUAUAGGGGCCCUUUCACGCAAGCCAUGAGUUUAUAUGAGCUUCCUCCAAGCCUGCGUUUUAUGUACAUUACAGUUUCUGCCGAGAACGGAGUUAAAGAUUCUACGGUCCUUCCCACAGUCACUUCAGCUUCUUCUCUUGUACUAUUACAGUGCAAUUUGAAUAAUAUAGUGCAAAGGUUACCAGAUGGAAUGGAAAAGCUAACAAAGUUAGAGAUAUUAACUGUAUGGGGAUGCCAUCAGUUGAGGGAACUUCCUUCCAAAUUUGGGGAACUCAGAAACCUAAGAGAGCUGCGGCUAUUCAAUUGCAAGGAAUUGAAAGAGUUGCCUUCAGACUUUGGACGACUCAGCAAUUUGCAAGAGUUGUGGCUACAGGAAUGCCCUAAACUGAAACAGUUCUUCAGACUUUGGACAACCUAGCAAUUUGAAAUAUAUGUUUUUCAACCGCUGCUCUACAUUAAGUGAAUUGCCUUACAGCUUUGGGCAACUUUAUAAUUUGAAAUAUUUGAGAUUAGAAGGUUGCUCUGCAUUAAGUGUAUUGCCUUCAGAAUUUGGGCUACUUAAAAAUAUAGAACACUUAAAUUUGAGCUACUGUUAUGGAUUGAAAGAAUUGCCUUGUGACUUUGGGCAACUCCAAAAUCUGAGACAGUUAAAAUUGAAGCAUUGUUCUGGGUUGGAAGAAUUGCCCUCUGACUUUGGGCAACUAAAAAAUCUGAAACAGAUAGACUUGAGGCACU